UAAAACCCCUAAACCUGAAAAAAAACCCUACUUCCCUUUGCAUAUAUAAACAAACAAACUAGUGAAAAGUGUCUCGGCAGAGAGAGGGCAACCAUGUCGAAGAGAGGUCGUGGUGGUUCCGCCGGGAACAAGUUCCGUAUGUCACUGGGUCUUCCAGUGGCGGCGACGGUGAAUUGCGCAGACAACACUGGAGCAAAGAAUCUCUACCUCAUUUCCGUCAAGGGAAUCAAGGGUAGACUUAACCGUCUUCCUUCAGCUUGCGUUGGUGACAUGGUGAUGGCCACCGUCAAGAAAGGAAAACCCAAUCUCAGGAAAAAGGUUUUACCUGCCGUCAUCGUUCGUCAGCGUAAACCAUGGCACCGAAAGGAUGGCGUCUUCAUGUAUUUUGAAGAUAAUGCUGGUGUUAUUGUGAACCCUAAGGGUGAAAUGAAAGGGUCUGCUAUCACUGGACCAAUUGGUAAGGAGUGUGCUGAUCUUUGGCCAAGGAUUGCAAGUGCUGCCAAUGCCAUUGUAUGAGUGGAAAUUCUGAUUCUUGCAAGUGCUACCUAAGGGGGGAUUUUAAUUUAAGACUAGCCUAUGUUUAUUUUUCUAUGUUAAGUUUUCUGAGAUUUUGUUUAUGGCCCAAUUUUAUCAACAUUUUGUCGUUCCUUGAAUUUUUGUCAAUUAUCUUCUUUUUUGAAUAUAUUGUAUCACCAUUUUGUUGUUCA
Trifolium pratense (red clover) is the source of this 707-nucleotide messenger RNA. Its product is annotated as 60S ribosomal protein L23-like. The transcript has 4 exons. Gene Ontology annotation, molecular function: structural constituent of ribosome; large ribosomal subunit rRNA binding. Gene Ontology annotation, cellular component: cytosolic large ribosomal subunit; ribosome. The record is from RefSeq and is a predicted model, not a curated record. Lineage: Eukaryota; Viridiplantae; Streptophyta; Magnoliopsida; Fabales; Fabaceae. The coding region runs from base 94 to 516 and encodes 140 amino acids. Gene Ontology annotation, biological process: translation.